ACCAUAGGAGAGAUGUAGCAAGAGUGUUGAAGACAUUUCUUUCAUGCAUACCACCUUUAGUUCAAUAUGAAACGUGUAGCCCACAACUCAUCAUUUGCCACCUUAGAAAAGGGGGUACCUUCUACCAUCAACCACACCAACCUUUCAACAAACGAACAUUUUUCUCAGAACAUCAGCAGGCCAUAACUCUCCACAAAGAAAGAUACCAACAAUCAUUUCAAGUUUUUUGCUUUAUCCGCACUCUUUCUCCAACCAUAAAGGUUCCAACAAUGAAAGUGAAAGCUUUUGGUCCCUUAAAAUGCAAGCUUUCCAAUCCAUGCAAGAAAAUACUAAGGUUGUUCAAGUUUAGACUCAGAAAGCCCCUCUUUAUAAGAAGACUCAAGUUUCGACGUUCAGUACAUGAGACUGAUAGAAGCACCCCUAGAAACCGAGGUCCACAGAUUCAGUCAGUUUUCCGUUUGCUAAGAAGAAGAGGGAGAGAGGAGGACCAAGUCAUGGAGCUCAAGAGUUUCUCAGAAGUAGAACAUCACAGAGCACCAUUUCCAUCACCCCUCACCCCAGCUUACGUGAGAUUGAGUGCAGCAACUAAAAAAGAAGUGUUAGUUCAGGAUGAUGUGGAAGACUCAUGCAGGAGCUUUGAGAAUUAUCUGAUGGAGAUGGUUGUGGAAGAGGGGAAAAUGAGGGAUUUGGCAGAUCUGGAAGAAUUGUUAUACUGUUGGAAGAAUCUCAAAAGCCCCGUCUUCAUCGAACUUGUGUGCAGAUUCUAUGGAGAGCUAUGCAGGGAUUUAUUUUCCAACAGCUACGAUGACGACAGUAACACCCCAAAGAGACUCUUACAAUGA
Molecule: messenger RNA, 842 nt
Organism: Lycium barbarum (goji berry)
Lineage: Eukaryota; Viridiplantae; Streptophyta; Magnoliopsida; Solanales; Solanaceae
Product: transcription repressor OFP17-like
Exons: 1
Coding region: 270-842 (190 amino acids)
Biological process (GO): negative regulation of DNA-templated transcription
Source: RefSeq, a predicted model, not a curated record